AGACGCGGGGUGGAGAGAGAUCGGUAGAGAGAGGAGACGGGGGGGAUAGGAGUGAGGGAUGUAGCGCCACCUCGCAUUGCCCCUCGCGCCCUCACCAGUCUGGUGUCUCCCCCUAGUGCACACUCGGUGUUCAAGCUCAGCUGCGAGGGGAGCUCCUGCUGACUUGUUACCCUGUUGACCUCUCGCUCGAAUCUCGACCGUGAUCCUCCCCGGCCGCAUUUUCCUGAAGACUCCCUCGGCUAACCCGCAGCUCGCGACCCUUCUCCACCGGCCUGACAACCCCCGCCUGCUCGUCCCGUCUCCACCUCGGCCACCCCCCCGGAGCGAUGAGCAGCAGGACGUGGCCCGGCCUGGCUCGCUUCUUCGCAUCGCCGCUGCGGGCCUCGCUCUCGCAGCGGGCCCCGCGGCUCGCCUGCCCGGCGGCCCGCGGGGCCCGCAGCGAGAGCGGCCAGGCGGCACGGCACGACGGCCCCCGGCCGUGGCUGAGCUGCGAGUCCCCGCGGGUCGAGGCGCUGGUGCAGGGGGACGUGGAGGUGAGCGAGGAGUUCGUGAGCGAGGAGGAGGAGCGGCUGCUCGUUAAGGACGUGGAGCCGACCCUGCGCAGGCUCAAGUAUCAGUUCGACCACUGGGACCACGCGAUACACGGAUACCGCGAGACGGAGACCCGCCGCUGGGGGGAGGGAAACCGGGCCACGCUAGCGCGAGUGCUCGCCAGGGCCUUCCCACCGGGUACCGAGGUCAUGCCACUCACACACGUGCUCGACCUGGACGCAGCCGGGUUUAUCCGCCCCCACGUGGACAGCGUCAAGUUUUGCGGGAGCAUCAUCGCAGGACUCAGCCUCUUGUCGGCCAGUGUGAUGCGCUUCGUGCACGAGCAGGACCCCACCAUCAGGGUCGAUGUGCUGUUGAAGCCACGCUCCCUCUACAUCAUCAGGUGUGUGCCACACCUCCUCGCGCCCCUAUCCCCCUGCUGUGCGCUCUGCACCAUCCCGGUUCGUGUGGUAUGCACAGUUCUUCACGCAAACGCGUUGCUGCCCUUUCUCAAUCUGCUGCUGGCAGAGGACGGGUUCGUUACGAGUUCACGCAUGAGAUUCUCAAGGACGAGGAGUCAUUGUUCCGGGGCGAACGCGUUCCCCGUGGUCGCCGCGUGGCAGUCAUCAGCCGGAACGUCCCCGAAGAGGAGCAGCUCGCCUGAGCCUGGGCAGUGCGGAUUCUGGCCGUACGGAAAAAUCCUAUUGCCUGGAGGUGGCAUUCGAACUUGGGAGGAACGUGUACGUGACCUCAGCUUUUUAUUGGAGACACUUUAUGGCUACGUACAAAACAGCAUCACAUGGCAUCGUCAAAUGAGCAGUACAAAAUAUUGAGCGCAUUUCUGUAUAUAAUAAAAAA
Petromyzon marinus (sea lamprey) is the source of this 1389-nucleotide messenger RNA. RefSeq names its product alkB homolog 7 (gene ALKBH7). The record is from RefSeq and is a predicted model, not a curated record. Gene Ontology annotation, cellular component: mitochondrial matrix. Gene Ontology annotation, biological process: DNA damage response; fatty acid metabolic process. Lineage: Eukaryota; Metazoa; Chordata; Hyperoartia; Petromyzontiformes; Petromyzontidae.